AUACACGAAAACGAGUGGGGAAAAAAAACGAGAGCGCGGGUCAUGCGAGACGAUUCUCAAAUAUUGUUGUUGCCCGUCGAUCGCGAACGAGGACCUUCGUCAGUUUAGCCGUAGACUGCUUCGCGUAUGUGCUUAACUGUUGUCGACUACGAGAUCUAUCCGAAUUCACAAUCGCGCAAUCAUGUUCCGCACAAAAUGCAAGGAGCACGAUCACUCGUCCUUUUACAAGUUCUUACAAAUGGAGCACAACCAUAAGAAUCUGGACUGCUACUUCUUCUACUAUUCUACGUGCAAAAAGGGCGACUUUUGCCCAUAUAGACAUGAACCAUCUGCUCUAGGUUGUGAAACUACGUGCACAUAUUGGCAACAAGGAAAUUGCCUUAAUGAGCACUGUAACUUCAGACACAUGGAAUUAAAGAAAAAUCGCAAGUCAAUUCCUUGUUAUUGGGAGACACAACCUGGAGGAUGUAGGAAACCACAUUGUCCAUUUAUGCAUGCGACUCCACGCAAUAUUACCAAUGAUCCUAUCAAUCCUGUGAAGACCACAGAAGUAGCAACAAAAUCUCCUAAUCAAGAAUGGCUCAACCGUCAAGAUGACCCCAAGUAUGACGGCAGCAGUACUACUGAGUCGGACCAAGGUAGAGGAAACAGCGAGGCUGGUAGUUUUAUCGGUAGUCCCGCCGUUGAUCCUCUCAUCGUCAAAUUUGAAGAAGAAUCCGAUAAUGAAAGUGCACCGUCACCGGUAAAAUCGCAACCCAAGGUACCGUACUGCAAGACCUACGAACAGAUGAGACUAGAGGAGAUCCAAGCGGAGAGCGCGGCAUAUUAUUCGUACGAGGCUGGAAACGAUGCCGGACUUUUCUGCAAUCAAGCGGAUAUUGGCAAGGCUAAGAGGAUCGGCGCUACUCGAUGGGUGAAUUCCCCCAAGAUAGAAGAACCGGUAAAGAAGCUAGACUUUAAAGUGUUGAGUCUGGAGGAGAUCCGACGACGAAAGAAGGAGAGAGAGCUGGCCGCUAAAGCUUCGACGAACGCGCCGGAGCCUUCGUCGCCGAUCGAAACGACGAGAAGCGUGAAGAAGCGUUCGAUCGAGCAGUGCGAUGAGGAGAGCUCGGUUAGUCCGGCAAAGAAGCGCAGGGUCAGCUCCGAGUUCGUCAAGAGUGGCGAACCCGCCAUCAAGAUACCACCUAUAAAACUGCGAAGGUCUCUGAAAAGCGCUAUUACAAAGGAUACCCAGACAAAAUCGUGCAAAGAUCCAGCCGGAACGGUGGAUGGUCAGGGUGCUGAAAUAUCGUGUCGCGAGAGGCUGGAGAGCCAUAGCGACGAAUCGACUAAUGCGAACAGGAGAAGCGAGGUGGAGGUCAGACUGUGCGACAGCAGUACAGACGAGGAGAAAAUUCAAACGCAACCGGAACAAGCGACGGAUGACAGGAAAUCGGUCGCCACGUACACGACGGAGGAUAUCAUGAGUAGCGCGCUAUUGGCCGGUGGUCGAUCGUACGCGAAUACCGAAGAUGAGUACCUGAGAAUAGAUGCAUCGUCCGAUGAUAUUAUGAGAGAUAUCGAAGACUUGCUCAAGUAGAAAAACUGCGAUUUAAGCGACUUUAAACGAAUCUAUGCGUAAGUAGAGAUACUGAGUCUUAUACUCUGCGCCCUUUUUCUCCAAGGUUCAAAAAUGUCUUAAAAAAUUUUAUAUAAAAAUAACAUCUAUUCUUUUUUUUAAUAUUUGGAUGGAUAUAAAUAAAUAGCUUAAUUAAAAAAGAAGGAUCAUAUCGUUACGAUCUUUAGACAAUUAUAAUAUUUAAUCAAUCGUUGAUAGUUCCAUUUUACGCUUCAGCUUCAGUAAAUUAUGUUACGUCUUAAUCUUAUUAUUCCGAAUUGAAAAUGGCGCAUUAAUUUUAGCAUGCACAUAAAUCAGCAUUUCUCUUAUAUCUGACUUCAGUCAUAUCCCUUUUUUAUCUUGUUAUGAAAUUCUCGUGAAAAAUUCGAAUCAAUAAUAAUAAAUAUGAUAUUCCAAAUGUGCAGUGUAUAAACAUUACUUAGAGAUGUGCAUGAAAGUUAAAUUAAAAUAUAGUAAUCGGAUUGAUACGGAAUGAUAUAUCGUUGCACAUUUUGAAAUUUUGAAAUGAAUAAUAAAUUUUUCGAAAUACACGCAUAAUAAUAAAAGAGAGUAAAUUCUAUACUUCGAAGUCUUUAAUACUUACUUUAAUCGAUAUCAUAUAUGCCUUUAAUGUUAAGACUCUUGAUCCCUUAUUAACGUCAUAUAUUGAAUUAGGAUGUCAGAAAUCGUGUGAAUUAUUUUCUUGCGAAAUAUUAGAAUUGUCGAAAUAAAUCAGUUUUUUUUUUUCAAUUUGUCAUCAUUCGUGAUAAUAUAAAUCAGUAAAAUAUAUCGAAAAUUAUCUUUUUGAUUUGUUAAAUUAAUUAAUAAAUAGCUGCAAAUCCUAAUCAGUUGUCCAUUUAAAAAUCUAAAUUAAUCUUAAUCAUUUGUCCACAAGGGCCCAUUUGUUGGAAAUAGGAUUGCAAUAUAAAUUAUAUAUACAUUUAUUUAUAAAAAAAGUGCUUUCGGUAUAUCUUACCGCUCUACUGAACGGAUGAUAACAUAUGAGUAAAACUAAUCUAUUUUGACAUAUUCCAUAAAAAAAAUAUUCACGAUUUUUUACUUCAUAAUUCAGUAUGACUACAGGAAAUGGGAGCCUUAAAGACUUAGGCUAUAUAUUGAAUGUAUCUAUUAUAUAUUAUUAUUUUUAAAACCUGUAAACAUUUUGUUUUUUUACCAAAUUAUGCGAUAACUAUAAUAAUGUUAUAGUUAUAUAGAAUUGUAUGAUAAUAUUAUAUAUAUAUAUAUACACACUGUUGCAAUUUUUUAAUAAAUGUCCGCUGGGCUUUAUAUAACUCUGGUAUUACUUCUCUUACUAUUCAAUAAUCCGUUAAUAUAUCACAAAAGUAUAACUUCUUAAGUAAGCCUAAAGAAAGAAUUAAAUAUGGACUUUUAUAAUUUAUGCACAUUUUUAUAAUGUUGUUAUCGAUUUUAAUAAUUAAUUGAUUAUAAUCAAAGCACAAUGUUGUCAUAUCAGUGCUAAUUUAGUCUUACCCAUGAGAGUUUCUUUUUUUGCAUUCGCAGAAAUAAUCCAGGGUUAAUCGCGCCAGCAGAUCUAUAUCGCAAUUGAUAAUUUCUAAUGAGGAUUUAGGAAAUACAACAUGUCUUCGAAUGUAAAUUAAUUAUUAAGUCGAAAUAAAUAUACAAUUGUUACAUUUGCAAGG
Messenger RNA from Formica exsecta, 3258 nucleotides. RefSeq names its product zinc finger CCCH domain-containing protein 11A-like. Gene Ontology annotation, molecular function: metal ion binding. The coding region runs from base 182 to 1579 and encodes 465 amino acids. The transcript is spliced from 6 exons. NCBI's taxonomy places the organism in Eukaryota, Metazoa, Arthropoda, Insecta, Hymenoptera, Formicidae. The record is from RefSeq and is a predicted model, not a curated record.